Molecule: messenger RNA, 2139 nt
Organism: Microplitis mediator
Lineage: Eukaryota; Metazoa; Arthropoda; Insecta; Hymenoptera; Braconidae
Exons: 4
Coding region: 1522-2139 (205 amino acids)
Source: RefSeq, a predicted model, not a curated record
UCUUCAAUUUAUUGACAUUACUUGACUUUAUUUUACACUGACUAAAAAUGGAAAGGUGCGAUGGUGAAUCUGUUUUGAUAUACUCACUAAUUUUCUUUUGUGUAGUCUUUGUGACUCUAUCCUCUUACCUUUCAUAUUAUGUGUGCAAAUAUGCAUUUGAAUAAUAGUCGAAAACGUGAUCGACUAAAUAAAAUGAUUCAAAUGUUACUGACGAAUAAUAUUAGUACUGAGUUCAAAUAAAACUCGGAGCCAGAACUCAGUACUUGACAUUUGAAAUGAAAAAAAAAAUUUAAAGAAUAUUUAUAAUGUAAUCUUUAAAUUAAAAUUCAGUUUUCUGUGACAUCAAUAUUGAAAUUAUUCGAAAAUAAAAAUAAAUAAGUUUUCUCCACUUAAAUUUAUAGUAAAACUUGUAAACUUAUUUCAAUUGAUCAAAAAUUAUGUCACAUUUAAAUAAAAUUACUCAUAUUUUUAACAAACUUUAACUUUCAACAAAAAUCGAGACUUUGUAGUUAAGUUAUAAAAUUAAAUUAAUGGAUUCAUUUUAGUUCUAUUGUCACUGCUAGAUCGCUUAUGAGUUAUAUUAUUUUUCAUAUGUAGGAAGCAAUAUAAAAUAAAUAAAUUGAAUAGAAAAGUAAUUAUUUCUACACCGAUAUCGUUUGCAAUUGAUUGAUAUUUUUUGAAAUUAUUUUAUAUUGAGUCAAAAUUUUCAUUAUUUUAAUCUUUGUUACUUACUUAUUACUUACAUACUUAUGAAAUAUUCUAAAUAUUAUUCUACUGUGCAGUUUAAUUAUCUAAAAUUUGUAAUUCACGUGUAUGUUGCCGUGAACUUUAUAUAUUAGUUAUUUAUUUGUGAUAAAAAAACCCUCGAACAGAACAAUCCUUGUUGAAUAAGUAUAAUGUCACUAACAAGUAUUACUUAGUAAUGAUUUUAUUGAAAGUGUUACUAAUGGUUGAUGUAAAUAGUUAAAUAAAAUUUUGAACGGAAAUUUUAAAUAGAAUUGUAAAUGAGAAAAUGUUUUUUUCUUCAUCUUAUCGAUUUUCGUCUUUGAAAAUGUUUAGAGUUGAUAAUGUAUCUACUUUUCUAUCCAUCGUUUCGAAUAAAUGCCAGGAUAAGUAUGUGAUUAGUACUGCAGUUGAAAAAUGAACAUACCAUACUUUUCACACAUCUCACAUUCACAUUUGAAAUGCUUUUCAUCUUCACACGACAUCGUGAAUAAAAGUAAUGGACAGAUAUAUAUAUAAUGAUAUGCGAAGCAAUUUAUUGUUGGAUUGUUUCAUACCAUCGAGUCAUUCGUUGCAGAACUUAAUUUUAUUUCCGUAUACUUAUAGUCGAAUUCCAUUCGUCCUGUACUUGAAAAAAUCGAUAUUCGAUCCCCUAUCUGCCCUCUGUGGAUAGGGGAGUCAUGUGCGUUGGAUUAUUACAAAAUUACUUUCAGUCAGACUACUGUAGAGCAUACAACUGUACUCUGUAUUUAAUAAAAAACGCUAGGAAUUUACAAAAAUAGUCUUUUAGUAUACAUUAUGCAAACCAUAAUGAAAUUGUUAGUUUGGUUUUCUAAGAUUGAACCACGUCGGGAAAAUAUCUUAGAUAAAUUUGAAAUGGAAAUCGAGGAUAAAAAACAUUUUCGUCGUAUGUUCUGUAUCAAACUUUCUCUACUUACCGUGGGUGGUUUGACAGCGGCAAUGACAAUGAUUCACCUAAUACUUGGUGUGUUUCACCAUGAAGCUUUUUCCAAUUAUGGUAUAACGAUAGGUAUUUCCACAAUCGUUUUAGCAAAGAUUGUACCGUAUGCUUUAUUUCCAUAUAAUAAAGACUCAAAAUAUCCAAGUACAAUUUUCUAUGCAUUUGGUGUUACUCAACUAAUAAUAGUCGGUAUGGUGAUUCUAUUAUUGAACAGACUGGACUCAUUUUGGAGAGGAGCUAAAUCCAUGGGUGAUAAUGAAAGUCAAGUUUUCACGUCAGUAUUUUUACGGUUUAGUUUUUUCUUACAAUGCACAUUGGUAAUUUCGUUAAACGAAAGAAUCAAGCUUCCUACUAGGAAUGAUUACAAAUUAAAAAAAAAAAGUUGGGAAAUCCAAAAGUUCAAACCUCAAUUGCAUAUUCCAUUUUUAAUUAUCAUUCUUAUGUUAAAAUUGUGA